GAGACAGACAGAAGUGGAUGGCCCGGGACCUGGAUUCACAGCUUUAAAAGCAGGAGCGGGAUUUGGAGUUUGGGAUAAUUCUGCCCUUGACCUGGAGAGAGUGAGGUGGAAUAUAGCAGAGUUAAUCUGGAAGUUUACACUUAACGGGAGAGAAGAGAAGGAGCUUUAACAGGGUGGGCUGUGGUUCAGGGGGUCCAGAUGGCAGGCAUGAGGGGCCCGGCCUGCACUGGAGUCUGGCUCUAGAGUCCACAGGGGCUCCCACUUCAACUGGACACAUUCCACAGAUUUUUUUCCUUUUUCUGGCCAAGGACGUGUGCCCAUGAGGUCGUCACCACUGGUCCUGCUCCUCCUGAUCGGCGUCCAGGCUGUACUGAACAUGGAAGGUGGAUGGGCCCAGAGAACCGGGGCAGCCAACCACAGAAUAGGACAGCAGACAGCAGCCAAUCACAGAGCAGGACAGCAGCAGACAGCAGACGGAGACCACCUCUCUGAACACCAUUCAUCACAGGAGCAUCAUAGGACCAGCCACCACAGGACCAAGAAACCCCAUCGGGCAGCUUCCCACAGCCGGGAUAGAAGUCAGAUUCCCCCCAAUUCCCCCCCUGACCCCUCCAGCCCAGUGGUGGACCCCAAGCUCUUUUCCAAAAGACGUUACCGGCCCUCGCCCCGUGUGGUUUUCAGCGAGGUUCCCCCAUCACAUGAUGCCCUGGAAGGUGAGGGUUAUGACUCUGAUGGGAUGAGGGGGGUGAGGGUCCGGCGCAGAGCGGGAUCGCACACCAUGCACCGAGGAGAGUACUCAGUAUGUGACAGCAUUAAUACCUGGGUAGGCAACCUGACACGGGCCACAGACAUACGUGGGAAUGAGGUGACGGUGCUGCCCAAUGUUACUAUCAACAACGUGGUGAAGAAACAGUUUUUCUAUGAGACCACCUGCCGAUCCCCCACACACAGGGGGGUAUCAAGCGGGGGGAGGUCAGGGUCACGGGGAGGCAAACAGGGCUCCAAAUCAGGCAACUCUGGCUGUCUGGGCAUCGACAGUCGCCACUGGAACUCCUACUGCACCAACACACACAUAUUUGUAAGCGCCCUGACCAUUCACAAGGAACAGACAGCCUGGCGUUACAUCCGCAUCAACGCUGCGUGUGUGUGCGUUCUCAGCCGCAAGUCUUGGACGAGACGACUGGGGCACUGACUGAGGAGGACGACUCCUGACCGCAGAAAUACGAACCAACACCACACAUUUCUCCUAAACAGCCACUGCAGCUUUAUUGCCAAUACUGUAAUCCUUCUCCCCACCUCCAAAGACACACACAUGUACACACAAACCACAGUCUACAUAUUAUUAACACACACAAACAACUUCAUGUAUCCAGUCUUGGCCCCUGGCCCUACCUCAGUCCAAAAAGUCCUGGUUGUUUUAAGUUAUGUGGACUGCAUGUCAUAUUUAUGGUUUAUACAGUCAAAUAUGAAAAUAUAUACAGUAUGUGUAUACAUACAAAAUGAAAUCAAGCUUUUAAUGUUGUCGUUGUUGUUAUUGUUGUUGUGUUGUUCAUGCUGUUAUUUAUUA
Molecule: messenger RNA, 1567 nt
Organism: Sphaeramia orbicularis (orbiculate cardinalfish)
Lineage: Eukaryota; Metazoa; Chordata; Actinopteri; Kurtiformes; Apogonidae
Gene: ngfa
Product: nerve growth factor a (beta polypeptide)
Exons: 3
Coding region: 320-1192 (290 amino acids)
Biological process (GO): nerve development; neuron projection morphogenesis; nerve growth factor signaling pathway
Cellular component (GO): synaptic vesicle; dendrite; axon
Molecular function (GO): nerve growth factor receptor binding; growth factor activity
Source: RefSeq, a predicted model, not a curated record